Oncorhynchus keta (chum salmon) is the source of this 10584-nucleotide messenger RNA. Its product is annotated as dual specificity protein phosphatase 8-like. The transcript is spliced from 5 exons. The coding region runs from base 4987 to 6786 and encodes 599 amino acids. Gene Ontology annotation, cellular component: cytoplasm. Gene Ontology annotation, biological process: protein dephosphorylation; negative regulation of MAPK cascade. Gene Ontology annotation, molecular function: protein tyrosine/threonine phosphatase activity; MAP kinase tyrosine/serine/threonine phosphatase activity. NCBI's taxonomy places the organism in Eukaryota, Metazoa, Chordata, Actinopteri, Salmoniformes, Salmonidae. The record is from RefSeq and is a predicted model, not a curated record.
UCAAAAACACUUUGAAAUGUGAUGUUUGGAGAAACGGAACGAUGCUGAGCAGGAGCAGUCAGGGUGUCAAAAACACUUUGAAAUGUGAUGUUUGGCGAAACGGAACGAUGCUGAGCAGGAGCAGUCAGGAUGUCAAAAACACUUUGAAAUGUGAUGUUCGGCAAAACAUGGAGAAACGUCAUAAUCUGAAGUCAAAUUGGUAAAACAACGAGAUCUUGUACACACACACAAGAUGGUCUAUCCAUACUGGAAUUCAAAACUCAUUAUACCAUGUGAUUCUUGAAUAUUAGUUUCUGAUUGACUUGAAGGGCAUUCUGGAGUGUGCAUUAUUUCCCAACGGUAUAUCUGCACGGUAGAAUUCAAUGGCUAUAGUUCAUUCUUACAUGUUCUAUCUUUAAGCAAAAGUUGAAUUGAAAACAUUAUUGACAUUGUUGAAUUGGAUUUUCAUAAAAACAAGCUAGGACAGAUGGUUUGGUUAGUUAAACUAGGAAGUCUGUUUGUUUGGUUACCAAGCCAACUACCUAGUAAACUGUCUAGCCACUUCAAUAGAUGUUGAACACAAUUCUACCGGCAAAUAAACACAGUUCUAGCAGCAAAUGUGUUAAAUUAUAGCCAUGAUAUGAAAGAGAUAAUCACCUCAGGGCUCUUUGCGUUCUCUGGAAAAUCAUGCAACUUCAUGGAAGGAUAGUUCCACUCCGCUAGUUGUACUUUUGACUCAUCUGUCCAUAGAACAUUCUUACAAGAUUCUUGAGGAUCAUCCAGCAGCUUCCAGGUGCUUUUUGGCAAACUUGAGUCAACUUUCUGGAUGAGAUGGGUCCCAUUAUGUCUGGUCGAAAACCAAACAACUGCAUUCCACAGUAAGAAUCUCAUACCAACGGUCAAGCAUGGUGGGGGUAGUGUGAUGGUUUGGGGAUGCUUUUCUGCCUCAGACCAUGGACGACUUGCCUUAAUAGAAGGAACCAUGAAUUGUGCUCUGUGUCAGAGAAUUCUACAGGAGAAUAUCAGGCCAUCCGUCUGUGAGCUGAAGUGCAGCUGGGUCCUGCAGCAAGACAAUGAUUCUAAACACACAAUCAAGUCUUCAUGGAAAAUGGUUCAAAAGCAACCAAUUUGAAGUUUUGGGAAUGUUCUAGUCAAAGUCCAGACCUAAUCCCAAUUGAGAUGUUGCAGCAGGACUUGAAACAUGCAGUUUAUGCUUGAUAAUCCACAAAUGUCGCUGAGUUAAAGCAGUUCUGCAUGGAAGAGUGGGCCAAAAUUCCUCCACAGUGAUGUGAGAGACUGAUCAACAACUACAGGAAGCAUUUGGUUGCAGUCAUUGCAUAUGAAGGUGACACAACCAGUUAUUGUGUGUUAGGGGGAAAUGACUUCCUCACACAGGAGAAUUAUUAAAUUUAAAAAAUAUUUUUUGUUGUUAUUUAUAAACUCAGGUUCCCUUUAUUUAAUAUUCGUUUUGAUCUGAUUCACUAUAAAAAAAAAUGCAAAAAUUGAGAAAAUCAGAAAGGGGCUAAAUACUUUUUCAACGCACUGUUUGUGUCUUGUGUUCUUUCUAUGGAGGUGGAAGGAAGUUUAAUAAACACCAAUCAAUCUUCCAAGCGUUUUAUAAAUGCUUUUUAGAAUCCAUAUUAGGUUUUAAUAUUUUGUGUUGGUUUGGUGCUCUAGGGAACACAAGUUAGAACCAAUUGGACAGGGUAUUAAGAAUCAGUAGGAAGAUCAUUGGAGCAAGCCAGGAACCCCUCAGUGACAUUUACAAAAAACGAGUGAGGAAGAAGGGGGGAACAAAUAGCGUUUGACAUAACACACACACACAGAAUAACCAGGUAUAGACCAGCAGAGCCCCCUACCCUCCAGGCUCAGGUAUAAAGAUCUCCCAUUCAAAUCGAAGAGAGCAGCAUCUCGAUUUGUGCCAACAUCCAUUAAACUACUUAACUCUAUUGAAGUUUGUAUUUGUAUUUGUAUAUAUGUGGAUAUACCCUGGGAGAACAUAGAAUGUGUCUAAUCCUUUAUACUGUAGCCUACAUGUUUUUGUGUUCUAUGUUGUUAUAUGUCUUGUUCGUACCAAUUGAAUUGAAUACUCACACACUCCAGUACAUGCCGUAUACUGCACAACACAUAAAUACAGUGCCUUCAGAAGGUAUUCAUACAGUGCCUUCAGAAGGUAUUCAUAUCCCUUGAGUAUUUCACACAAUACUCCAUAAUGCCAAAGUGAAAACAUGUGUUUCGAUAUUUUUUGCUAAUUUCUUGAUGAAAUACAGAAAUAUCUAAUGUACAUGCUGUAAGUAUUCACACCCUUGAGUCAUUUACUUUGUAGAAGCACCUUUGAGUCUUUUUGGGUACGUCUCUAAGAGGUUUGCACACCAGGAUUGUAUAUUAUUUGCCCAUUACUCUUUUUAAAAGUCUACAAGCUCUGUCAAGUUGAUUGUUGAUCAUUGCUAGACAGCCAUUUUCAAGUCUUGCCAUAGAUUUUCAAGACGAUUUAAGUCAAAAAUGUAACUAGGCCACUCAGGAACAUUCAAUGUUGUCUUGAUAAGCAACUCCAGUGUAGAUUUGGCCUUGUGAUUUAGGUUAUUGUCCUGCUGAAAGAUGAAUUUUUCUUCCAGUGUCUGGUGGAAAGCAGACUGAACUAGGUUUUUCUCUAGGGUUGUGCCUGUUUGUAUAGCUGUAUUCCAUUUUCUUUAUCCCAAAGAACUCCCUAUUCCUUUCCCAUGACAAGCGUACCUAUAACAGGAUGCAGCCACCACCAUGCUUGAAAAUUCCAUGCUUGAGUGGUAUUCAGUGAUGUGUUGUGUUUGAUUUUCCCAAAACAUAACACUUUUUUAUUUAGAACAAAGUUCAUUUCUUUGCCACAUUUUUUUACAGUAUUACUUAAGUGCCUUGUUGCAAACAGGAUGCAUGUUUUUGAAUAUUUUUAUUCUGUACAGGCUUCCUUCUUUUCACUCUGUCAUUUAGGUUAGUAUUGUGGAGUAACUACAACAUUGUUGAUCCAUCCUCAGUUUUCUCCUAUCACAAUCAUUCAACUUUGUAACUGUUUUAAAAUCACAAUUGGGCUCAUGGUGAAAUCCCUGAGCGGUUUCCUUCCUCUCCUGCAACUGAGUUAAGAUGGACACCUGUAACUUUGUAGUGACUGGGUGUAUUGAUACACCAUCCAAAUUGUAAUGAAUAACUUCACCAUGCUCAAAGGGAUGUUCAAUGUCUGCCUUUAACAUUUUUACCCAUCUACCAAUCAGUGCCCUUCUUUGAAGGCAUUGAAAAACCUCCCUGGUAUUUGCAGUUGAAUCUGUGUUUGGAACUCACUGCUUGAUUGAGGGACCUUACAGAUAAUUGUAUGUGUGGGGUACAGAGAUGGGGUACUCAUUAAAAAUUCAUUUUAACCACUAUUAUUGAACACAGAAUGAGUCCUAUUUAUUAUUUAUGUAGGCUUACCAUAACAAAGGGAAUUAAUACUAAUGGACUCAAUACAUUUCAGCAUUACAUUUAACUUUAAAUUUUGAAAAUGUUCAAAAAUAUUAUAAUCCGUUUUGUGUUGAUCAGUGACACCAAAUCUAAAUUUAAUUUGUUUUAAAUUCAGGCUGUAACACAUCAACAUAUGGAAAGGGUAAAGGGGUGUGAAUACCUUCUGAAGGCACUGUAAGCGCGUACACAAGCACACAAAUGUUGUUUGAUACAUUCACACUAAUUCGUGAUAGACAACACACACACACUUGUUGUUCAGUGUGAACACACACUAUCUAAUGAAAUACAUACUGGUCCACACACAUUGUUCAGUACAUGCACGUUCUAAAACUCAGUGUUUAAUUAACAUCCCUUCUCUACACUCACACACACACACACACACACACACACACACACACACACACUGCACAUCAGAAAACAUACCGUAUUUAAUUAAGCACACAUAGGCAUUGGGUGUGUGUUUUGCAAAGGCAGAGAGUGAUGUGUUUCAGAGGGAGCGAUGUCAUCUACUUGUUGUACACACUGCACAUUAUAAAUCACAAACUAUUUAAUUGAACACAAACACACAGAUGCAGUGUGUAUCUUGCUAAAAAACAUAGAGCAGUAGUUGCUGUCUCCCUGCUCCAGCUCACUAGGCCCCUGAGGUGACCACAUAUUUGUCUGGUGAGUAAGGAAUGCGGUUACAUGCCUUAGACAUUAGCUAUGACGGAGCACUGGCUCCACAAGAGAGGGAGGGAGUGAGGGAGGAAGAGUGGGAGGGAGGAGGGGAGAGGGGAAGGGCAGGGUCAGAGUCUGAGCUCACGGCAAGUGAGCUCAUUCACCCCCCCGGGCGAGCAAGCGAGGAGAGAGAGAACAACUACGUCAUCCUCUACACAGAGGAGCGGGAGGGAGAGAGAGAGGGAAGCAGGCAGGGAGGGAGGGGGAGAAGUGUGAGCGAAUGAGAGACGGGGAGAGCCAAACAGCACAACAAUAGGGUACUGCUCUUCUGCCUGUGGGCUCACACACACGGAGAGAAGGCACGGAGAGACACACUCAGUAGCAGCUACAGACAGACAGACAUGUACUCUCUUUCUUCUUUCUUCUCUCCAUAGUUAUUCCUUUCAUUAUUCCUCAAAAUACUACUGGACCUCUAUGGCUUUGGUAGAUAUUAUAGGAAAAAUAUGAUUCUUGGUGGAUUUGAACUGAAUGAGUUCUAGAAGUGACUUGUGGAACUUGUGGGCAGUACAUCUACAGAUGUUUGGGAGUAGUUUACUUUCUGGAAGUGGGUUCCAUCCAUUCUCUUGAGUUCGGGGACUAAGGUUCCUUUCCUCCUUGGACUUUGGGAUCUGAGUUUGGACUUGGACUUGGUCACCACCAGUCGGAGUAGAGACAGCUGGGACUUUGUGGUGUGGAAUUUUAGACCUGACCGGCUUUCCCUCUGAAGUUUUUCGGAACAAGUGAUUUGUUUGUUUAGCCGUUCUGCUAACUUUUUCCUGGGGUACUCCUGCGGUCUGGACGGCAGUCAGUGUGUUCCUGAUCUGAGUGCACUAGAACGCGUGUAUGUUGAGCGUGUUGAGGGUGAUGCCUCUGGACGUGGUCAUAGCCCCGGCUGAGGACUGUUUCUGGCCUGUCCUGCAGGAGUCAGACAGGAGGCUGAAGAUCAGAGUCCGCAGGAGCAAGGAGGGGAGGGAGCUACGAGGGGGCUUUGCUGCAUUCUCCUCCUGUUUCCCCGGGCUUUGUGAGAGCAAGCCAGCUCUGCCUAUGAGCAUAUCCCAGCCCUGCCUGCCUGUAGCUAACGUAGGCCCCACACGCAUCCUACCACACCUCUACCUGGGGUCGCAGAAAGACGUCCUCAACAAGGACCUGAUGGUUCAGAAUGGCAUCACGUACGUGCUGAAUGCCAGUAACACCUGUCCCAAGCCUGACUUCAUCAGAGAGAGCCACUUCAUGCGGAUCCCUGUCAAUGACAACUACUGUGAGAAGCUACUGCCCUGGUUGGAGAAAACCAAUGAAUUCAUUGACAAAGCCAAGGUGUCAAACUGCAGAGUCAUUGUGCACUGCCUGGCUGGAAUCUCACGCUCAGCAACCAUCGCCAUCGCAUACAUCAUGAAGACAAUGGGCCUGUCAUCAGAUGAUGCCUACAGGUUUGUGAAGGACCGACGGCCUUCAAUAUCGCCCAACUUCAACUUCCUGGGGCAGCUCCUGGAGUUUGAGAAGGGGCUGCGGCUCCUCCAGGCGCUGUCAGACGACAAGACCUCAGAGGGCAAAGGUCAAUCCCAGGGCUCAGAUGUCAACGGGUUCAGCUCAGGGUCAGAAGUCAAUGGUCACCAUGACUCUUCAUCAAUAGAGCCCCAGACCCCACCAGAACCGAAGCUCCCCUCGCCGACUUCUCUCCAGCAGGGCUUCAACGGCCUCCACCUGUCGGCCGAGCGCAUCCUGGACACUAACCGGCUGAAGCGAUCCUUCUCCCUGGACAUCAAGUCUGUCUACUCCCCCAGCAGCCCCCACUGCCUGUGCCUGGCAGCGCCCACACACUCCGAAGACGUGCCCAAGCUAUGUAAGCUGGACAGUCCCCCUGUCAAUGGUGUCUGCCCUCAGUUCUCCCCUGUCCCAGACAGCCCCAGCUCGGCUGAGUCACCCUUCCCUUCCCCGGGGUGCGGCGGCAGCAUCGGAGGUCUCGACGUUGGGGGUCCCAGUGAGGGGGGCGUUCGUUCUGGUGGUCCAUCAUCGUCCAGGCCCAGGAGGAAAGCCAAGCACAGCCCUGGAUCUGGAUCCACAACCAGUUCCCCGGUACACCCCCAGUCCCUGAGUCUGACUCUGGGACGCUCCUUGCCCGUUCACAAGAGCCCCAGCCUGGACGAGAGCCUGAAGGGCUCCAUGCUUCUCUCUCUGCCCCCCAAAGAGUCCGGAACCAUGUGGACCAAACACAGAGACACAGUCCAGGCCACCACCCCAGUCACACCUGUCACCCCCACUGCCGAUGCCCCCUGGUACUUCGGGGCUGAAGAGGUAGGGGAAGGAGGGAUGGAACUUGGAGGAGAUGGAGGAGGAGGGGUGGAAGUGCGAUUCGGAAGCAGCUCUGCAUACGUGGCGUUCGGUUGUAGCGAGGGGGUGCGGCUACGGGAGAAAGUGCAGCGGGACAAAAGGGCAUCGUCGUCAUCAGCGCCAUUACAGAGGGACUCCACAACGACCGUCGCCAACGGGACGGCCUCCAACAGCACCGAGAAGCAGUUCAAGCGGCGCAGCUGUCAGAUGGAGUUUGAGGAGAGCAUCUCAGAUACGCGUUCCCGGGAGGAGCUGGAGAAGAUGGGGAAGCAGUCCAGCUUCUCUGGCAGCAUGGAGAUCAUCGAGGUGUCCUGACUAACCGCACUCCUGACCACAACCGGCCCACCCAGGGAGGAGGAGAAACGGACCUGAAGGAGGAGGGAGGACAGAGGGGGGAAAUUUACGCUCCCCAAACAGACCGUGUUAAAGACUCAAACUCUGAGAAGACAGAAACACCAGAGAGAUUCCGGGAGUCCCUUAUCUAGCUAGUGUUCCUGGACUAGACAUGGGUUUCAGCAGGCUGUUGAUUUCCUAGGUUACAUUUACAGUUCUACCAACCAAAGCUCUGAAGAGAACAACUACGGGAAAAGACGGAGACUAUAGGGCACUGACACUGAACUAUGAACUGUGAACUAUUUCCUCUGUAUGGUGUCAGUUCAAGAAGAACAGAUCCAUGGGCAAAUCUCAAACCCCCUAUCGUGCACUACUUUUGACCAAAAGUCACCAAAAGUAUAGUGCUAUUUUCAUAAUUGGAUGUCAUUUGAGACAUAGCCAAGUUCUUUCCUCCCAAAGACUUCAAUCCCCAGCAUGCCUCAGUCUGCCCCUCCCUUCAUUUCAAAGACUUCAGCCCCAGAGAACCACAACCCCCAGCAUGGCUCAGUCUGCCCCUCCCUUCAUUACAAAGACUUAGAAAGAGCUCUGUACCCGAGAAAUGCACCACAGCACAAUGCAGAGAGAGACAAUUCAGACUGUCCUAAGAGACUAUACCGGUGGUACUGCAUCAAAACAAUGACGAAUCCUCCAUGUUGGUGUGUCAGCCCAACAUGGUUUACAAAGACUUUGCAGUUUAAGAGGACUCACAGUGACUGAUAAAGACUGGCAUUGUAUUUUCCCGCAAUACUCGUCUGCUUCCUUGUUUCCAGUGUUUAACAGUGUGACUGUUGGGGCGGUGGGGAGGAGAGGAGUUAAGUCUAAGUUACACCCUCCCUGUAGUGGAGUUCAGUACUCGCAUGUCUCACUCCACACCUCCCAAGUAUACCCCACCCCAGCCUCUCAGAGCAUGCUCCAGGGUGGCUGGCGACAGACAGACAAAUACUAUAUAUACUAUAUGAAUAUAUAUAUAGCGAUUUUAAUGGACUUUUAAUCAACAACAAAAAAUCUCAGUUCUGGUUGUACAUUUAUUUGAUCGGUUCAUUCUGGUAAUGAGAAAUAAUAGAAUGUUUUGUGGACUUUUUCCUUUUCCUUUGUUAAUCUCAGUUUUUGUUGUAUGGUAUUUAUGAAACACAUACAACCACACACACACACACACACACUCAUGCACACAAAUCUACAAGCAAGCAAUAUGUGCUGUUCCUUGUUUGGAGGAAGAGUGAUGUAUUGUGGGUUUCAUCUGACGUUGAAAUGCACUUUUCUGUUACUCUUCAAAAACAAGUAUCCCAUCCACAUCCUAAGAGGGUACCAACACCCUCUAACCCUGGGGUGGGAAAACUACAGCUCAUUCAAUCCGGCCCAUGGGAGGUUUCAGUAAAAACAACGAACAAAAUGGGGGUUAAAUUAUUAUUUGGGGUUUAAAAACGACUCCAGGCCACACUUAAAUGUCUACAACUAGAUAGAAUGUUUUUAGAAAUUAUAAUACACCUGUACAUUCUCAAAUAACUGCCCUUUUUCUGGCCCGAAAUAGAUUUUGACAAAGAAAUCGGUUCUCAAAUCUUCUGUGCUACCCUCAGUUGAAUUUCUAAAUCCUGAUGUGGCCUUCGAGCCAAAAUGUUUGCUCACCCCUGCUCUUACGUCUGGUGACAUCACCAGAUGUGUGGUAUGGUGAAGAACAGUCCCUAUGAGCAUGAAAACUUUGAAUUUACAUUGAAAAGAUGUUGAAAAUACAUAUUUGUGGUUGAAAAUACAUUGAAAAUAGGUAUUUUUAGAUGAAUAUACAUUAAAGAAAUAAGUGUUUUCAUCAUCUUAUGUUCACCGAGAUGACUCUUCAGUUGAGUGUAAUUAAGAUGUUAUUUAUUGUGAUUGGGGGCUCCUACAGUUAGUGCAUCUCCUGGGAGACGGUUAAUGUGUGUGAUCGAGAAUGAAGAACUUUAUUCAACCCAGUACUAAAGAGCAGAAUUAUUGUAGGAAGGACUGUUGAUUUCUCCAGGGCUCAUGACAACAACUACCGGUAUAUGCAAGUAGAUCCACACAGUUGACAAUGUUAGAGACAUCCACCUAACACACUGCUCAACUCACUCUUUUGGCUAGUUUCCAAAUAUACACACACACACAUACAGAACUAAACUGUGUUGGGAUAUGAGAGAAGCCCAUAGCUGAAACAAACCCCCACCACACAUACACACACACAGACAUAAACACACAGACACAUAUAGUCACACACAAAGAUAUACCACCACCUUUCGUUUGUUCUCAGGGGAUCUUUCAGUGAGCCACGCCUGGCGCAGGGUACACAAUUGCUUGCACAUCAGCACAAUGCAUGUCACUCCCUCACUAUCUCACUAUCAGUCUGUCGCUCUCACUCUCUUAUUUUCCAAAGGUUUGAUAAAAACAAAACGGAAGGGAUGAAACUAGAACGUGAUUCAGAAUUAAAUUAAUGCUAUUGCUCUGCUGGUGCGAGAUUGUCUAUUUAUUUAUGAUGUACCUAUAUGUGUUUUUUUCUUUUCCUUCGGUUAGCUUUUCUCUAUUGUGACCUUUGACCUAUACCUUUGUGCUGCUGUAAGGUCAGACCUGGAUUUCCUGUGUUUAGUUCUCUGAGGCUUUCCUUCUAGAGUCUCUUUAUUUUUAAAAGAUGUUAUAAUUAUUUUAAAACAUGUUAAGAGAAGAUGCAGGCUGUCCCGAUUGCUAUAAUUGUUGGUUUUGAUGUACUAUUAUUAUUAUUAUUAUUGAUGUUAUGUUGUGUAAAUAGCAAGGUAUCUAAGAAUAUUGAUGAAUUUAGGUACAUUUUUUAAAUAAAAUCCUGAUACCUUAGGCUGCUUGACGCAAAAUACCUCAGGUUUUUCCUUCCUUGUACAUGUUUUGUGAAAAUGAGACAAAAAUACAAAAAUAACAAAAUAUGAACUGUUCUCUGUCUCUGUUUUGGUUUUAGGUGAGUUCAUCUUGGGCUGAUGGUCCCCAUGGGAUAAUUGCAGGACAAAACAGCUAUACCGGCUGGCAUAUGGAUAAAAACCAAGCCAUACAGGCUGACAUAUGGAUAAAAACCAAGCCAUACAGGCUGGCAUAUGGAUAAAAACCAAGCCAUACAGGCUGACAUAUGGAUAAAAACCAAGCCAUACAGGCUGGCAUAUGGAUAAAACCAAGCCAUACAGGCUAGCAUAUGGAUAAAAACCAAGCCAUACAGGCUGGCAUAUGGAUAAAACCAAGCCAUACAGGCUAGCAUAUGGAUAAAAACCAAGCCAUACAGGCUAGCAUAUGGAUAAAACCAAGCCAUACAGGCUAGCAUAUGGAUAAAAACCAAGCCAUACAGGCUAGCAUAUGGAUAAAAACCAAGCCAUACAGGCUAGCAUAUGGAUAAAACCAAGCCAUACAGGCUAGCAUAUGGAUAAAAACCAAGCCAUACAGGCUAGCAUAUGGAUAAAAUCCAAGCCAAACUGUCACGCCCUGACCAUAGAGAGCUUUUUAUUCUCUAUGUUGGUUAGGUCGGGGUGUGACCAGGGUGGGUCAUCUAGGUGAUGUAUAUUUCUAUGUUGGCCUGGUAUGGUUCCCAAUCAGAGGCAGCUGUUUAUAGUUGUCUCUGAUUGUAGAUCAUAUUUAGGCAGUCAUUUCCCCUUUGUGUUUUGUGGGAUCUUGUCUUUGUAUAGUUGCCUGUGAGCACUAUAGCAGCUUCACGUUUCGUUUGUUCGUUUAUUGUUUUGUUUUGCUGUGAGUUUCACAGAGUAAUAAAAAGAUGUGGAACUCAGA